AUGCAUGGUUUGUUUACAGUGAAGGUGAAAUCAUCGUUCCUGUAUCCUCGGCACGAAAUGGAAGAACUAAGUUUUAAGUAUAUUCUUCUACGUGAUCGUGUCGGACACACAGUUGAGAAAAACUUUUUGUCGCUUGGCCUUACCACGAAGUCUACACCUUUGCAAGUUUUGCGAGGCGAGAUAUUAGAAGGUGUUCCUGAGGCUGAUCAGCCCACAGACUCAACUAAAGUUGCUGUUGUUGGAAUUGAACGUAAAUCAUUACGUCUUGAAUGUCCUAUGGAGGAUAUGACUCGACUAUCUGAGGAAGAAAGCAGCUUGCUUUUAGCGAUUACUUCAUCUGGAAAAAGAUACGAAACGUAUACAGAUAGGAAACGUCUGGCAUUUGGCCGACAACUGUCACAAGGAAGUGCUGUUUUCGUUGAGGUGAAAGGAUUUUCAAAGUUUUUGCCUGGUGUUGUUUGGUACAAAGGUGUAUUACCACCCUAUCUGGGAACUUGGUUCGGAGUUGAACUCAUCGUAAGUACUCGUGCACUAGUAAAGUCGUGUUGUUGGCUGUAACAAUUUACAUUAUGUAAGACGGCAGCAGAACAGAUUUCACGAAAUUAUCAUGAAGAUAACAUGUCACACCGAGUUAAGCUGGCUUUUUCAUUUGGUUAGUAUUUCAGUUAACCUUCUCAGACUUAGUGAAGUUGAAUUCAACUCUUAGAAUCUUUUUUUCAAUGUCUACCCUCCUAGAAGACUCCUAGGCUGAAGGGAAGAUUUAAAUGCUUUAUUCACUCUAAUUUGAUUUCGUUUUCGUUGUAGGCUCAAGUUUUGAUGCGCCUGGGUAUAGUUUUUAAAAUUCACCUUUCUUGAUAUACUAAUGUGGACAACUUCAUGUGACAUGGCCUUCCUUUCCAGGAUUUAUAACUUCAAAGUAAACAAUGUUGUCGAUUCCUUUGUAUGUGUUUUUUAUAAAGAACAAAAACAAUUCAAAACAAAAUUCUUAUUGGGUUAAGUUUUUAAGUUAUUGGGUUAAAUUUAAGUCUAUAAUCCUGCUUUCUUGAUAGUAUGGUGUACAUGUAUGUUGUAAACUGGAUGCUGAACAGUCAGUAUAGGAUGAAAUGUUUUCAUUGAUUAUGAUGGCAACCAUGGUGGUGAUAAUGAUGAUGAUAAUGAUGAAAGUCAUAAUGAUGGUUAUUGAUGACAAUUAUCUUCAAUAUUAAUGAUUGUGAUCUGUGGUUUAACAUAUCUAGAAACAUCCUGGGUCAGGAACAUGUGAUGGAACAUUUAGAAACCAGCGAUACUUUAGCUGUGAGCACGACUCUGGGGUUUUUGUUGGACUGGACAAAUUGACAGCUAGAGAAGGUGAAGAUGAUUUGAAAUCUUCAAAAAUUACAAAAAAAGAUGAACAUAUUCAGGCUAAGCUUAAAUCAAGUCUUAAGGAUUCAAUACUGUCAUUUUGGAAGGGAAAACAAGAGCAAAGGUCAUUUCAAGGAAUUGAUGGAGUGCUUAAGAUUGAUGACAGAGUUGUGACAUUUAUCAAGGAUAGUCCAACUAGAGGUACUGUGCGAUAUAUUGGUGAGGAGGAGGAUUCAACUGGAAAUGUUCAAAUAAUUGUUGGACUAGAACUGGUAGGUAAUCUUAACCUUUGACUUAGUUAUACAUUUCUUUGUGGAUAUAGAGUACUGCUCAAAAGUGAGUUGACAAAUCUACAGCUGACCGAUAAAUAAUGGUAAUAGGAGUGUGAGGUCCAAUUUGGUCUGUAGUCAUUCAAAAUCAGACAGUUGCGAAGCUGAAGUCAGAUUUGUCAAUCUUGAGUAUAAUUAUAGACAGAAUCGGACAACACAAAGUCCUGUUACUUAUUAAUAUUAAUUAUUACAAUUUCCAAAAAAAAAAAUACAUUUAAGACAAACAGCUGUGGUAGAAAAAAUGUUGAAAGUAGAAAAUUUCCUUAUGUUAAAAAUUUUCCUUUUUUUUUUUGUUGUAAAUCAAAGAUAUGUAGAUAAAUUGCAAUAAAUUGAUCAAAUGAAAUGAGUCAUCUAGUAAGCCAUUAUAUUUCAACUUUCUUAUGUCUAUCAGGAUGAAAGAGUGGGUGCUGGCUGUGGUAAAAGAUUGGGCUCUCUAAAAUUUGUUUGUAAGAGAGAUCAUGCAGCAUUUGUAACAUUGAAAACUGUCAUACCAGAGAAGGACUUUGAUGGUUAUCCUGAAAAAGCUGUGAGACAAGAAGCUCAGGGAAAGCGGGAGCAAAUUCAUGAAGAUGAAAUGUAUGCAAGAUCAAUGAGCUGUGUUAAUGUACCAUCAGGUAGACAAAUGAUUUGAUAUCUCAGUUGCUUCAUAAAUUUUUGUUUCACUUAGUCAAGCACACCAGGCAUAAUGAAGCAGAAAAUUGUAAUCUGUAAACUGAUGUCUCUUUCAUUCAGUUCCCUUAAAGCAUUUAGAUGCUGAGAAAUUGUUCUUCUGGCUAAAAAAAAGUGUGUUUAAAUGAAAUAUGUAAUUUUUGCCUUGGAAAUUUUGAAACACUCAAGCUUUAGGUGUAUGGUGACAUGGUGUCCUUAGGUGCCUUUUUUCUUAAUUUUCAGGUCUUUUCCAGGUAAAAUUAUUAGUAUGAAUGGUGUGUGACAGAUUAACAUGUAACUUUGCUAUUGCUGGGGCCAGAAUGAGUGCUAGGAUGACCAACCUUGUACCAGGCCCCUUUAGGGGCAUGUUAUUUUGUGCAGCCUUGAUCUUUGUUGUUGUUAUGUGAGAUGCAGAGCAUAAAAGAGUGUUGCAAAUUCUUCUAAGGUUGGAUGUUUGCAUACCUUUUUUCUUUCCACGGAAAUCAUUGAUCUGUGUGGGGAUGUGUAAGUGAUUGUAGACUUUUGAAAGGUACAAAAUUGUUACAAAACCUUUUAUUUCCAAUUCGUGGGUUCAUUGAGUUGUCAUACACCUUCUGUUCCAUUCCGUUUUGCGUAAUCUUAGUUUUUUCAGUUAUAGAGUAUGAAAAAGCUUCAUAAAUGUGUUAAAAAGUGUAUGGUUGCAAACCUUCUUUCACUCCAUGAUGGGCCAAGGGGAACAUAUUCACAACUGAAGAUAUCCUGUAGGUUAAAAACAAUUUAUAGAUGUGUUUUAAUUAUGUUUCACAGUAAAAUGUUUUGUUUGUGAUGUUUUCAGCAUCCAUUACAGUUGUAUUAGCAUUUUCUUAAGGAGAAAUCCCACCUGAUUUUCUCUUUUUUGCCCAAUUUUUAACCCUUUAACUCCCAGAAGUGAUUGACAUAAAACUUCUCCUUACAAUAUCCAUACAUUAUUCAGCAAACAGGUGAUGAGAAUAUUCAAACUUAUCAGGUAGAAGCUGCUAUCUUGAUAUAGCACCAAGUUCUCAUAACUAAUUUACUGGGAAAUGUAUAGCAGCUUGAGUGGAGAAUUAACAAUCAGAUCUUGGGAGUUAAAGGUCUAAUGGAAAGCAGUUGUUAGGGCUACCAGUUAAUCUUGUGCUACUGGAAGCCAUAAAUUAAAUACAAGGCAAAAUGACGGAGAAAUAUCUCAUUAUUCAAAAAAGUGCUAAAAUUUAUUGUUUGGAUUAAUUCACCAUGUUGGAAAGGUUGUUUCCAUCACUUUAGGCUAAUAAAAUCACGCAGCAUAGUGUUGAAAAUUUUGAAAGUUAAAUAAUUAUCCCUUUAACCCCUAAGAGUGACUACCCUCUUAUUUCUCCCAACAGUAUAACCCCUGCAUCACAUAGUAAGGUCACUUUGAGUCUCCAUUAUUUUUGGAACUAUUAUUGCAGUAUUCCUUGGAAUAUACAGUAUUUAUUUGAGCUCCAAAAGGUCUCCUUUUAUCAGGAUAAAAGGAAAGGUGUAACAACUUAUCACAGACUUCAGUACAAACUCAUGAAUUCAAAUUAAAAGGUUUGUACCUUGCUGCAUGCCUACUGUCAUUUUCACAUUCCCACACAGAUCAGUGAUCUCGUCAGCCCAUGGAAAGAAAAAAAGUUUGCAAACAUACAACUUAAGAAGAAUUUGCAACAUUUUUUUUGGCUCUACAUUUCUUACAAUAGCAAUAAAGGUCGAGCCACCACAGAACUUGCCACUUGAGGACCUGGUACAUGGUUGGCUAAUCCAUCAUUCAUUUGGAAAUUGGAAAGGCAUCUAGAGAUACUUUUAUCAUUGUAGUGUCUAGAACAGAUAACUUGAAGCAUUGUGGUGAGGUAAACAUAGUGGAUUCAUUUUGUAUCUUUAUCUUAGGUGCUAGUACGGAAUCUGUCAGAAAACUAAGAAGAACAAAUUCAAUGACCUCAGCUGAAACAGAACUCAUAAUGGCAGCUGGAGAAUCCAGCAAAACCAAUCUACAGGAUUUUAUGGAGAAACAACGUCAAAUGCUCAAGGAGUUUGAGGGUAAAAACCUACCUGACAAUCAAGUAAAUGAUGUCAACAUGCAUGAUGAAGAAAGGACAGACAGUGCUGAAAAUUUUCAUUUUAAAGAAGAUCAUUUUAAAAACACUCUCCAAGACAGGUCUGUUAAUGAUGGGAAUAAGAUAAUUACAGUGCAGCCUGGUUUGUCAAAUGGUGACUGUAAUUAU
Pocillopora meandrina is the source of this 4534-nucleotide messenger RNA. NCBI's taxonomy places the organism in Eukaryota, Metazoa, Cnidaria, Anthozoa, Scleractinia, Pocilloporidae. The record is from the annotation of a GenBank genome assembly.